Molecule: messenger RNA, 9703 nt
Organism: Alligator mississippiensis (American alligator)
Lineage: Eukaryota; Metazoa; Chordata; Crocodylia; Alligatoridae
Gene: STXBP5
Product: syntaxin binding protein 5
Exons: 29
Coding region: 368-3928 (1186 amino acids)
Biological process (GO): regulation of protein secretion; regulation of exocytosis
Cellular component (GO): SNARE complex; cytoplasm; plasma membrane
Molecular function (GO): myosin II binding; syntaxin binding; GTPase activator activity
Source: RefSeq, a predicted model, not a curated record
CCGGGCUGUGUGUGAGCGCGCUGGGCGGCGGCGAGUUCCCCGCACGGAGCGGGCGGCUGCGCGAUGUGAGGUGGGGCCGGCGCUGGGCGCUGCACGGAGCGCGGCCGCUGCUGCAGGGGCAGCCCGGGCGGGCCCGGGGGCGCGGCGCGGCGCGGCGGGGCGGGGAGGGCAGGGCAGCGCCGCUGUCUCCACCUCCUGCGUCCCCGCCCCUGCUCGGCCAGCCCGGCGCCGCGCCGGGGACACCGCUCCCGCCCGCGGAUGAGGGCGAGCGCUGCCCGCCGCCGGCCCGCAGGAGCCGCCUGGUAGCCCGGCCCCAGGUCCCCGGCGGCGGCGCGGGCAGGAGCCCCGGGGCGCCGCCGCCGAGACCAUGAGGAAAUUUAACAUCAGGAAGGUGCUGGACGGGCUGACCGCCGCGUCGUCCUCCUCCUCCUCCGCCACCGCCUCCGCGCAGCAGCAGGCGGCGGCCGGGGCCCGCGACAGCGACAUCGCGGAGACGCUGCAGUCCGAGCACUUCCAGCUCUGCAAGACUGUACGCCAUGGUUUUCCCUAUCAGCCUUCAGCUUUGGCAUUUGAUCCUGUUCAGAAGAUACUGGCCGUCGGGACUCAGACUGGAGCAUUAAGGCUUUUCGGUCGGCCAGGAGUUGAAUGCUACUGCCAACACGACAGUGGAGCUGCAGUAAUCCAACUCCAGUUCCUGAUUAACGAGGGAGCUCUUGUGAGUGCCUUGGCUGAUGACACCUUACACUUAUGGAACUUGCGUCAAAAGAGACCUGCUAUACUGCAUUCCCUUAAAUUUAACCGAGAAAGGAUAACAUUUUGCCAUCUGCCUUUUCAAAGUAAAUGGCUAUAUGUGGGCACCGAAAGAGGAAACAUUCAUAUUGUCAAUGUGGAAUCCUUCACUCUCUCAGGCUAUGUCAUCAUGUGGAAUAAAGCCAUGGAACUAUCAUCCAAAUCUCACCCAGGACCUGUUGUUCAUAUUAGUGACAAUCCAAUGGAUGAAGGAAAGCUCCUGAUUGGCUUUGAAUCUGGAAUAGUCUCAUUAUGGGACCUCAAGUCGAAAAAGGCAGAUUACAGAUAUACACAUGAUGAGGCUAUCCACUCUGUUGCUUGGCACCAUGAAGGAAAACAGUUCAUUUGUAGCCACUCAGAUGGCACCUUGACCAUAUGGAAUGUAAAAUCCCCUACCAAACCACUUCAGACAAUCACGCCCCACGGAAAACAACUGAAGGAUGGGAAGAAGCCAGAGCCUUGUAAACCUAUACUUAAGGUGGAAUACAAAACAACUAGGGCUGGGGAGCCUUUUAUUAUUCUAUCGGGAGGCUUGUCAUAUGACACUGUAGGAAGAAGACCUUGUUUAACAGUUAUGCAUGGGAAGAGUACUGCUGUGCUAGAAAUGGAUUAUUCAAUUGUUGAUUUUUUAACCCUCUGUGAAACACCAUAUCCUAAUGAUUUUCAGGAACCAUAUGCUGUGGUGGUUCUUCUUGAAAAGGAUUUAGUACUUAUUGACCUUGCACAAAACGGGUAUCCUAUAUUUGAGAAUCCCUACCCUUUGACUAUACAUGAAUCUCCUGUUACCUGUUGUGAAUAUUUUGCUGACUGUCCUGUGGACCUCAUUCCUGCACUUUAUUCAGUGGGGGCUCGGCAGAAACGUCAAGGUUACAGUAAAAAGGAAUGGCCUAUCAGUGGAGGCAACUGGGGCUUGGUCACUCAGAGUUACCCAGAGAUAAUUAUUACAGGGCAUGCUGAUGGAUCAAUCAAGUUUUGGGAUGCGUCUGCAAUAACACUGCAAGUUCUUUACAAGCUCAAAACAGCUAAAGUUUUUGAAAAAUCACGGAAUAAGGAUGACAGACCAAACACAGACAUAGUAGAUGAAGAUCCCUAUGCUAUUCAAAUCAUCUCAUGGUCUCCAGAAAGUAGGAUGCUGUGCAUAGCAGGAGUUUCUGCACACGUUAUCAUUUACAGGUUUAGCAAACAAGAAGUGACAACAGAAGUUAUUCCGAUGCUUGAAGUCCGGCUGUUGUAUGAAAUAAAUGACAUAGAAUCCCCAGAUGGUGAGCAAGUGCCACCUUUGCCAACUCCAGGCACAGGUUCCAAUCCUCAGUCCAUUGCCCCCCAGUCUCAUCCAUCAACUAGUAGCAGCUCAUCUGAUGGGCUUCGUGAUAAUGUCCCAUGUUUAAAAGUCAAAAAUUCUCCCCUUAAGCAGUCUGCGGGUUACCAAACUGAACUGGUUAUUCAGCUCGUGUGGGUGAGUGGAGAACCUCCUCAGCAAAUAACUAGUCUGGCAGUCAACUCUGCCUAUGGCCUAGUAGUAUUUGGCAACUGUAAUGGUAUUGCAAUGGUUGAUUACCUCCAGAAGACAGUGCUCUUGAACCUAGGCACCAUUGAAUUGUAUGGCUCUAAUGAUCCCUAUCGUAGGGAACCUCGAUCUCCCCGAAAAACUCGGCAGCCGUCAGGAGCUGGUCUUUGUGAUAUUAAUGAAGGGACAGCAGUGCCAGAGGAUCGCUGUAAGUCACCUACUUCAGGGACAAAGCUCACAGGCAAAGAUAUUCUUAGCUUGGGCGUGCAUGGUGUCUAUCAAGCUGUGAAGAAAGCAACAUUCUCAUGCUACAGUAUAGUUUGUUCGGGUUCUCCAAACAAUUCUGAUGAUGAUCAAAAAAUGAAUAAUUUUAUAGAAAAGGUGAAGACCAAAAGCAGAAAGUUUUCCAAGAUGGUAGCCAAUGACAUAGCGAAGAUGUCCAGAAAGCUAAGUUUGCCGACUGAGUUGAAGCCUGAUUUAGACGUCAAAGACAACUCCUUCAGUAGAUCCCGGAGUUCCAGUGUAACUAGUAUCGAUAAAGAAACCCGAGAAGCAAUUUCAGCUCUUCAUUUUUGUGAAACUUUUACACGCAAAUCUGAUACGUCACCUUCUCCAUGUUUAUGGGUUGGGACUACCCUGGGUACAGUAUUAGUCAUUGCACUGAACCUACCCCCAGGAGGAGAGCAAAGACUUAUUCAGCCAGUAAUUGUUUCUCCCAGUGGAACCAUACUGAGGCUAAAAGGAGCAAUCCUGAGAAUGGCUUUUCUGGACACCACAGGAUCUUUAGUUCCACCAGCAUAUGAGCCCUGGAGAGAAUACAACGUUUCUGAAGACAAAGAAGAAAAGGAUAAAUUGAAAAAACGGCGGCCUGUCUCUGUGUCCCCCUCUUCCUCUCAGGAAAUCAGUGAAAACCAAUAUGCAGUGAUAUGUUCUGAAAAGCAAGCAAAAGUUAUCUCACUGCCAUCACAGAACUGUGUUUAUAAACAAAAUAUAACAGAGACUUCUUUUGUUCUUCGUGGAGAUAUAGUGUCCUUGAGUAAUAGUAUCUGCCUUGCGUGUUUCUGUGCCAAUGGACAUAUUAUGACCUUUAGUUUGCCAAGUUUAAGGCCAUUGUUGGAUGUAUACUACCUGCCUCUCACCAAUAUGCGGAUAGCCAGAACAUUCUGCUUCACCAACAAUGGGCAAGCAUUGUAUCUUGUCUCGCCUACAGAAAUCCAGAGAAUCACCUACAGUCAAGAAACUUGUGAAAAUCUACAGGAAAUGUUGGGUGAACUCUUUACUCCAGUAGAAACUCCAGAAGCACCAAACAGGGGGUUCUUUAAAGGAUUGUUUGGAGGCGGUGCCCAGUCUCUUGACAGGGAAGAACUUUUUGGAGAAUCAUCAUCUGGAAAGGCAUCAAGGAGUCUUGCUCAGCAUAUCCCAGGGCCAGGUGGUAUCGAAGGUGUUAAAGGAGCAGCAUCUGGUGUUGUUGGUGAACUAGCACGAGCCCGGCUGGCACUAGAUGAAAGAGGACAGAAACUGGGAGACCUGGAAGAAAGAACGGCAGCUAUGCUUUCUAGUGCUGAUUCUUUCUCUAAACAUGCUCAUGAGAUGAUGUUGAAGUACAAGGACAAGAAGUGGUACCAGUUCUGACACCCCACAUCCAAAUGCAUCUAUUUAACUUUAUUUUGAGGAAAAAAAUAUUUUUUCUUUUACUUAAUUUCUUCAGGACCAUGGAGUUAAGAGGAGUAUUCACCAUUGGAUACUGUUGUUUCGUAGCACAAGUCAUACCCUGUUUUACCUCCGUCAUAUGGCUUUAACUGAGGAGCAUUAUGUCUGAGAGAGAGAGAGAGAGACAAAAAACUGGAGUGUUUGUCUUAGCUGUGGGUUGAAUGAGAGCUCGGGAAUAGAGCAAGUAAUAAAAGACACGUGAAGAAGAGGUAGAAUGAAGGGGAGAAAUGUCAUGUGAGAUGGGCAGGGGCAAUGCAGGAUCUAUCCUGUGUUAAAAUUUCAUAUGCCAAAAGUUUUUGUGCUAUUGUAACUGCUGCCAGUGUUUCACCCUCCUGUGAGGGGAGGCAAUAAAUCAGGGGUCCAAGAGCUGGAAUAAAGUUGUUUGUCUUAUUGGACUGUUAACAGCUGACUUACGCCUAUCCUCCCUAGGACUGGUCAUUGUUGUUGUUGUUGAAGAAGAGUUAAACUCUUGCUGCCAUUUCUUGUAUCAGAGAAGCUGGAAGUUUGAAAAGUCCAUCUUGAAAAUGUAUACAUAGUUGACCUCUACGUAGUCUCUUCUUGGACCCCUGAUCUAGUUUUCUUGUAUUCACACCAUACUCUGUCAAGUGCAAAACAAGAGGAUAAAUAAUUUUGCAUUAAAAAUAUCAAGUGACUAAUAUGACUCAACUGUGUGUCAUGCUGGGAGUUUUCAUUUGUGUUAUAGCUGUGCAAUGUGAAAAGUGAAAACAUCUUCAUCGUGAUGAGGAGAAUACUUCAAUGUCUGUUACCUAUCUUGUUUCAUUUAGCUAAAUAGGAUUUUUUUCACCAUUGGUUCAGUUUGUAAAAUGUUUGGAAUUGGCUGUAGGUUUCCUUCAUGCUGUGAAUUUUUAUAAAUGUUUAACAGAAUGUAUCUUUACAGCCAUUAAAAUUGCUGAGAUUGGUUUCAAGCAAAACCUGCAGCUAAGAUAUAUAUGCCCCUUUAGUUCUUUCCUACCAAAUCAAACAACCUUGGACUCAGGUUUCAAACAUUUUUAAACUCAGUGGAGAUGCUGUUGCAUGGAUUACAGCAAGCAUCUAAUGCUAAUUAUAACUAUCAGUGUCUAGUCUUCUAGCAGAUUUCUCAAAUCUUAUUGUAGAGCUGCUAAGUUUAUAUCGUAGUCCCUUCAAAUACUGAAGAAUGCUUACCUAAAAAUUGGAUUUAGUUGGUAAAACUAGUGUUUGUUAUACAUAGGGCUGAUAUCGAAAACGACCAAUUAAGAGGUUCUUUAUUUCAGGAAGUGGCAGACCAUUAAUUAAAUUUGGUCAGGCAAAAAAUUCAUGCAGCUGAGCCAAUUUAAUAAUUGCUGCACCAAAGCCAUAUCUGUAGGGAUGGCCAGAGUUUAAAUUGAGAGAGCGCGAGAGAUGCUUAGAAGUAUCUGUAUUUCAGAAACUAAACUAAUCAUUUUCUUAACCUCCAAUUGGAAAUAGGCCUGGUUGUAUUUUGCAGUGGGGAAUAAUUAGAAAGUAAGAGCUGUUGUAUUUUAAAUGUUCCUAUAAGAAUCAAUAAAAUUGACUCCUCCUAGCACCUUAACUCUGUAUGUGUGUGCUAUGCACUUCUCUUCAAGCAUUCCCAGAGCAAAACUGGUUGGUAUGGUUAAAUGUAAUUUAGUAAUGUUUACAGGAAACAUGGCUGCUUAUUUGAGAGAUGCAAAAUAUAAAGGGUUACGGAUUCUUUAAGAAAGUAAAAAGAAAAUUGUCAGUUUCAUCCCCCCAAAUAUGUUCAGAAUUUGUGACGCACAUUGAUUAAUUAGAUUUGUGUAUGUUAACUUAAUUUGAUCUAAUUGAGAAAAGGAAUAAACUAAAAGGCAAUAAAUGAGUUCUGUUGUCUGCAUCUGGGAGAUGUACUGUGGAUUCUACCAUUCUAUGCUGCACCACAACAUAAAAACCCUGACUUUUUAUAUGUUUUUGUAAGUGGUCCAGCAUGUAAAGAAAAGUUACCAUUCUAAAUUCUGACUAAUUCCCCAUAGAUAUGGGGUUUAAUUUAACACCAGCUACAUGAUAACUUGGCCUGCAUCAUUUUAGCACUUCAUGUGACACAUUUUUAUGGUAUCAUUUUGCCUCUUUUAUAUUAAAGUAAUAUUGUGUUUGCUUGCAGUUCAGAAAGCAGAGAACAAGAUUACUAGAUAAUUUAUUUCUAAAAUUAGAGGUGCAAUUUUCUCCUUCCUCCCCAAUUUCAAAAUAUUUCUGUUGCUGGUACUCUGACCUGAUCAAGAUAUGGACUGCAUUUCAAAGCAACAGGAAUCUAUUGGAGAAUUAUUUUGAUCAAUCUCUGGGAGAGGUGCUAGUAGAAGUACUUAUCAACAAGUCAUAAUGUCAGAUCCAUGAAAGCUGGCACUGGUUUGAGAGGGAAACUUGCUUGCUCUUCUGAGAAAAGCAUUAGAGAACUACCAGCAGGCAAAGGAAGACUAAAUGGAAUGAGAAAGUAUAUGCUAACACAGGAAAAAUAUUGGUUUAUUUGGACUGAAGAAUCUGAUGCAAUUUCUUUAACAUUUAUUUCUGCUGCUUGUGUGUUUUUGUUUGAAAAUUGAAGAUCAUAACAUUCAUUUCUUAAACAUGAAUUCACAGUUGGUUCUUAGUUAUGAGAGUUGCGUACUCUUUUUUUAAUUGCAUUUCAGUCUUAAACAUUAGUUUUGUCAUUUUUCUCAUCAAAGAGAUGAUACUGAGGCAAAGUCUCAUUUUUAUUUGCUGUUAUUGGUCAAGUCCCUCUAAAAUGAAUUUACUUGAAAGAGGGGAAUCGCAUUUGUCCUCUUGGUUGGCAUUUUAGUUGUUUAACCUUUUACUCUGUAUCUGGAAGAAUAGCAAAAUACAACUGAACUCUAUAACUCUUUCCUCUCUCAUCUUUUGAUGGAAGUGUGAGAAGUUGCUGCUAUUUAUUUGUCUUUUAUGUACUGUGUCGCAUUUAAUUACCUUGAAACUGAAGAAGCUUUUCUUCAACAUAGGAAUCCUGCCAAAUUAUUAUUUCUUCUGAAUGUUGUUUCAUGUAAAUAUGUGUCUACUCCAAAUAAGUCUGAAAGUGUUACACCCCAGGCAUCUUGAAAGAUUUGUUGUUUGGAAAAUGAACACUUACGAAGUAUUACAUUAAUUUAUAACUGUAUUACUUGUCUGUAUUUUAACAUAGUUCUGCUAUGUGUUUCUUGCAUGACAGAGCGCAUUAGAAAGCUAUAUCCAAAGGUGAUUUUUUUUUUGGCAGUUUUUUUUUCCUUUUUCCUUUUUUUCCCCUUUGCUUAAGUAGCACUGAUCUCACCUGAACUUUAAACUUGAAUUUUUUCCUGCACUUUAAUUCAGACUUGGUAUUUUGAUUGUUAAUUUUUAUUUUCAUGUUUCUGUAGUUCAGGUUCAUUAUUUGUAUAUAAGCACAUACAUUCAAUAUGGAGAGCUUAGAACAGUCUAAUAUGUGUACAUUUGAAAAUUACGUAAACCAAUGAAUGUGUGUUUUCAUCAAAAAUUGUGUAUUUAAAUAUAUACAAUAUAGAAUCUAACAAAAGGCAUUUAAUUUGUCAGGAUUUUCAGUUUUAAAAUUACUGCAACACUUUCAGAUUUGUUUCUAGAUCAUUCAAGAUAGUAAUUUGUUAUAUUUAUACAUAUUUCUGAAGAAUACUUUUAAUUUUCAAAAGAAUUUUAUAUAUGUACACUUAACUUUAAUUUUAGAAGUUUAAGUCAGAGUACUUAAAGGAUGUAUAUUAUCCAUACAAAAAGUUGUUUUAAGCUUAUAAGAAAUACAUUCAUGUCUCUUAUUGAGAUACAAUUGCUAACCACGAAAAAGAGAGACCCCAUUUGCUUCACUUGAAAUGCUUUGCUGAAAUUUAUUAUAUUUGCAGUGAGAUGACCCACAUUUUUGAACAUUUUAAAAUUAUUCCUUAGCUUAGGGAGUGAAAGAUACUGUAUUUAAAAAAAUCAAACCUAGUGGAAAACCUUUCUCAAGAGCUGCAACUUGCUGUUGGAUGUUUACCAUAAUUUUUGUUUUAAAAUUAUUUGUAGAGUAAUGAAAAAAAUAGUUUUUCAGGUAUUUUAUUCAGCCUUUUUAAAUAAUAAAUUUCCAAAAAAUGAAAAUGGAGUUUUAUGUAUUUUUGUCCAAUGAAGGGGUUUUUUUGUAGUUAAUAAAUCUUGGUUCCACAUUAGUUUUACACUUGGUGAUCAACAUUACAUGUUUUCAGAUUUUGUUUUGAAAACCAUAUAGCCUAUGGCUGAAGUGCCCUCCUCUUUCUAUUCAUGGUUUGAUUUAACUGGGUAUAAAUUUGACUGCAGUUGCAGUGCUGUGUUGAUGUAUGUUGUUUGAAUUAUGUGCAAUGAUUGCCUUCCUUUACAGUGUAGUUUGUCAGUUGUACUUUUUCCUCAUUUUAGCCAGAUUCUUGUAAAUCUUAUGUGAAUCUUUUCCUGUGGUUGAUGAUGACUUUGCUGCUGCCACAAAAAAAAUUCAAGCAUUUUGUAGACAGAAAUUAACUGUAUUGAGGAAAAAUAAUAAAAAGUGGAAAACAUAGUGCAUGUGGAUCAGCUGAACUGUCUAACUUUAUUUUCAAUUUCAUUGUUUAAUUUGCAUUGAAAAGUAAAGCUGAAUUAAAAUGAUACCCUUUUUUUAUAAUCACGUGUUUUAUAUAGAUGUAGUAUACACCUUAUAUUUGAUUCUAAUGUUUCAAGAGAGGUGAGUGUAUUUCUAGGUUAUUUUACACUUAGAAAUUUCAGGCAUUGAUUUUUGGUGUCUGUUGAGAGAGAGAUUUUAUUAUACAACAAUCAAAUAGAAGAUGCAACUAGAUCGGUAUUAUUUUUAGUUUUAAGACAAAGCACUUAAAUGCAUUUUUUUUAAUUUUCUGUAACUGUAGAAUUCUUUUGGCAAUUGCAUUCCUUUAUUAAUAGUUAUGCUACAUAUAUACCAGUCGAGCAAUUCAUAGAAAUUAAACCCUUUUUCAGUUUAAUACAGGCAAGGAGUUGUGUACGGAGUAACAUUCAGCAAUAGGCAAUGCAAACGGGGAAGGAGGGGAACAUAUUUUAAAUAUUCCCUUUUUUUAAAAUGUGUAAAUAAAGAGUACUACAUUACUUUAGACCUGAGCUCUGCUAUGCAUAGUAGUUAGAACUAGGAGAAACAUGCUGCUUUCUAGUUGUGCUACUCUUUCAUUGUACCAGCACCAUGGGGCAAGGGGGGCCGGGGAGGAAAAACAUCAGUAAAUUUUUCUAACAUUGCCCAUUUGUUGGGUAAGCAUGCUUGAUGUAGAGAUUCUAGCUUGUAUCUUAGUCUGUACAUCCGUAGAUUUUUUUUUCUUUCUUCCUUUUGUUCCUUUCAGCAGUUAUUCUUCAGUUAAGUCUUGCUGAGCCCCACUAACUCUUCUGAGGGUGAUUGCUGGAAUAUGCAUUUUAGGUAGGACUGCCAAUCCAUCUGUCUACAAAUAUAGUUUCAUAUGAUCUGCAAAUUGUACUGUUACAAACACAACUAUGUUAGACUGCAUAGAGUUAUUUUACUUACAUGUACUUGAACUAUGUCAUCAUAACAAAGGUUAAAAAUUAAGUAUGGAAUAUUUUUGUAAAUAAGAAAUACCUGUGCAGCUGGUAUUUUAAAUGAAAAAAAAUGUAUUAUACAUUAAUGUUUCAGAAAAAAUAUUCAUAUAUGUGUAUAUGAAUGUGUCAUUAUGCUGAAGGGCUCUGAUUGGGCAAAAUAAACUAUUCAAAUCUCUCCUGAAACAACUGUAA